AUCUGCUUUUCGACUAGCCAAUUGCCUAAGUUUUACUUAUAUAACAGCCAUAAUUUCCCCGUAAUUUAAUUUUAAGAAGUAAUUGCACAGGCAAAUUCGAUAAUCAACCACCCCCGCCAGCGGUCGAUAGUCAGCUGGUAUCGAUCACUUGUUUACAACCUCUUUUCGCAAUGUUUACAACGUAGGCAAGUUCGCGGUGAAAAAACUAAGAUUAGUGCUACUAGGAGCGAGGAACUGGAAAAUGUGGAGCGAGCUCAGCUAAGGGAAGCACCCACCUACCACCCACAAUAGUCCACCCACACCGGAGCUCAAAUGCUGCCCACUUACGAGCGAUUCAGCGAUCCCAAGAGCGUCUUUUUCCGGCUUCCCUUCGCGAGAUUGGCCCUGCUGGCGCUCAGUUUGCCCCUGGGAGGCUUCUUCUUCUGCGUCAUCUGGUCGCUGAGUUUUGACUUUGUGCGGAGCACCUACACCCACUGCGAUGUGACCAACUACCUGCCCUCCGUCUCGGCGGCCAUCGGGAACUAUGAGCCGCAGAAGACCGUGUGGCGCCUGGCCAUCUUCCUGCAUUUGCCACUCCGCCUGGCGGUGGCCAAGAUCUAUCUGGAGCACUACAGGGAGCACAUCCGCCGCAGCAGGAGGCUGCUGGGCAUCCUGGCCUGCUUCCUGAACGUCGUCGAGGAUCUGGCCCUCUUCUGCCUGUCCUUCUGGACUUCUGCGGAUAAUUAUGAGACCCACAGGAACGCCUUUGUGGUGUUCAUCGCCUGCUCCGAGUGCUAUAUGCUGAUGUCCUACCUGCUGAACAGGAAUAUCCGGAAGACCGUGCUCCUGCCGCACGAGGAGAAGUCGCUGCGGUACAAGCGGAACCUCUUCCUGGUGAAUGUGGUGGCCUUCGGACUGGCGGGAUACUGUUUCGUGCGGCACAACUCGCACUGCGAGGCGGGAGUGUACACCUUCUUCGCCUUGUUCGAGUACAUCGUGGUGCUGACCAACAUGGGCUUCCACAUGACCUCCUACUGGGACUUUUACGCCCUCAACGUGGUGUGCGAUGCCAAGCACGGCCUUUACCUAUCCCAAAUCUAGAUAAAUUCAAUAUCAAUAUAAUCCAGCCAGUCGCCCCCGAGUAUUCUGUACAUACGCGGUAUUUAGCUUAAGCUCAAAGUUUACUUAAUUUUAUCGAGGGAUUCAGACAGGAAACGAUUCAGUAUGACAGGAUCUGAUGCAUACACACGCUUUUUAGUUAGGGCUUUAACACGAUUUUAUGUAGGAUUUAAAAGUGUCUGAAGGAUUUAGUUAAAUUCGAACCGAGUUCCAUGAUUUAUACACAUAUGCUCUUAAUUAAAAACAAGUCUUUAUUAAGGUUCUAUUUAUACACUCUAAAAUUUGCAAUUGUCUUUAUUGUUCUGUUAUUUUUAAGCAAAAAAUUGUAUUUAUUCUGAUUCCGAUAAAUGGCGUUUAUGAAAUUUUGUAA
Molecule: messenger RNA, 1468 nt
Organism: Drosophila takahashii
Lineage: Eukaryota; Metazoa; Arthropoda; Insecta; Diptera; Drosophilidae
Source: RefSeq, a predicted model, not a curated record